AUGGACAGUGUUACCCAACAGUGUGCCUGCUCUAGCAACACGAGCGACAUCAAGAGGAACCGAGAACUGGGCCAGCAGUACACAGCCAUGGCCCCUGAGCUGCUGGCCCACCUCUCCAAACUGCUUGUCGUUUCCCGGAAGGCAGUACCACUGCUGCCGAUGCUGCCCACAUCCGCUAGGCCAGCCAAGUUCUCCACCCACUCCCCCACCCAUGGCCAUCUGGUGCCCUUUGCCCAUGAGGCCUUGCACAAGCCCCAGCAGCAGUCCAUCCACCUGCUGCCAGAGAUUAUGAACCUGAAGUUGCCUUCGAUGAUUUCUUUAGUAGGCGCCAACCCUCUGGACAUCACGAGGUGCCUUGUGGAUGAGAUCAACGCCAAGGAGAUGGCUCUCAGCUGUCUGAUUGGCGCAGUCAGGAGAAGUGGCUAUGGUGUUGGACAGAUGGAGAAAGAGUUCCCCGUGGACAUCUUAGCCAUGGACGUGAACUCGCUUUACCACCUUACCUACAACUCCUCUACUCACUGUCUGACCUUUUCCCUCUUGACUGGAAGGGAAGUCAAGAAGAAAAAAGGGAAAUCAAAAACUUUAGAAGAGGUAACCACACCGUCCCUCCAACAAGGAGCUGGAACCUCGACCUCUGACAGCACUGAGUUCAGCGACCCCUGCCCCGAAGUCUGGAGGAAGCUGCAGGAAUUGCGUGGCUAUGCAGAAGCCUAAAGGGCCUCAUGGAAAGAGAGGAAUAUCUCCUUCUGCAACUACAGGGCAAAAUUACCCUCUCACCCAAUGACGGCUCCGAAAGGAGACGUUCAAACCCUGAGCUCCCAUCACUCUCACCCUCUUGGAGCUCAGGCUUCUGCUCCCACCCCUCACCAGUCUCCCUCCCACCAGCUGCACUUCAGCCAGCAUUCACAGGAGUGGAGGUUACCCAAGAAGGCCAGGAAGUUGCAUUACACCUUCUAUGAUAAGUCCUCCUUCAUUUACUAUCCCUCCGGAAAGAUCACCAUGUGUCAGAUCCCUACAUGCUGCAAAGGGAGAACCAUCACCUACCUCUUUGAUGACACACCCAACUUCUCCUUCCUGGCUCUGUUCAAUGCUGAAAGCCAGGGCUAGGUUAACUACAACGUGAAGGACUGCUGCCCAUUUGUCUUGGUCUUGGAUGCAGAAGGUGGGACCACCUACGACUACAAGGGCUGUGUAGUCCACAAGUGGAGCUAGACCUCCAAGACAGAGACUUUGCUCUCCCUGGAAUAUAAGGUGAAUGAGCAAAUGAAGCUAACGGUGCUGGGGCAGGAUUCCAUCAUGGUUACCUUCACCUCCACGAAGGAAAGAGUUAUACUAAGUGUGUCCGCCAACAACUGUCCCCACAGGAUACCACAUUAUAAAAAGACACCCAUCACCCUGGACGGAGCCACACAUCAGAGCGACACGCAGAAUGGCUGUCCCAGCUUUUAUGGUCCUGCGGCCAGGCUCCUCGCUGUAUAUUUCUAUCAAGGCAGCACUGUGGAAGGGAGCACAGAAUCAACAGAGGAAGGGUCUAGGCUGAGCCAGGCCGUGGUGGAGAUCAAGUGGCGGUUUCAGAAGACAGUGUCUCUGUUCAUAAAUUCUCUCUUUCUGGCAGCGGGGAAGGAGGGAGAGGUGCACAGCCCCACCAGGUGGGAGGCCUCGCCCUCCAACUGCCCACUGCUGCUGUGGAAGCUCAUUUGAAAGGAAGACAUCAGCCAUGGCUGCAGGUGCUUAGUGAAGGCGCCCCUGGUGUCCAACGUGGAGCUGGAAGGCUUCCUCUUGGUGCCCCGUCACCCCACCCAGGUGCUGCUGUUCGGGACAGUGUUGGGCCAGAGCCCCACCAGCAUGGCGGUGGAGCUGGACUAGCUGCUAAACACACUCCACAAUCACCAGCAGCAGCGUCGUGGCUCACCCUGCAUCCAGUGCUGGCAUGACCCCUACCGCCUGCUGUGGUACAACCUGGACAGCCCCCUGCAGGAGGACCUGCCUCUGCUGGUGAAGAACAAUGUUGUGGUGCAGGGCAUGGUUCUGAUGUUCGCUGCAGGGAAGCUCCUUGUUCCUGGGGGCUUCCUUUGGCCCCGCUUAAGCAGGGAGAAUCUGCUGAGCUGGAUCGACCAGGCUCGACACAACUAUGAGGGGGGCUGCUACCUGUGGGCGGACUACAAAUUUAGCUGCUACAUGCUCAGCUUCACACUCGGCACUGGAGAUCUGGAGGCAAACAAGACCUCGACCUGCCUCACCUUUGCUGAUCCAAGGACCUGGAAAGUGGGCGGGUGGCUGCGGCUGCGGGAUCACUACACCCUUUUCGCAGGAUGGCGAUGUGGGCUGGAGGAGCUCCUGCACCCAGAGUCCCCAGGAAACGCACGCAGGACACAGCCAGCUCAGCUGCCCCUUCCAAGACGCCAAGAAGGGUUUCUCAUCCUGUCAGUGGCACUCAUCCGCUCCCCACACAUCUGCCAGCCCCUGUUCUGCCGGGUCCUAAGGCAGGAGCUGGGAAGCCCUCAUGCACACUCCGACACCAUGUCCAUCAUGAGGGCUGCCCGUGAGGCGAGGGAGGUGGGCAGCCUGGCGGUCAAGAGCGCAACCUCCCGACUGCCACUCAGCAGCCGGUGA
This is a messenger RNA of Ceratotherium simum simum (southern white rhinoceros), 2613 nucleotides long. The record is from RefSeq and is a predicted model, not a curated record. Lineage: Eukaryota; Metazoa; Chordata; Mammalia; Perissodactyla; Rhinocerotidae.